GUGCAUCCUCAAAACCUUAAACUUUUCAACAAACACAGAAAUGCAACUCCAUUGCCCCAACAGCCAGUCGCUGAGUCACCUCAAUCUUCUCUGACUCAGCCGAUCUGAGAUUCCCCGCCUCCUCCUCCUCCUCCCCCAGGACCCAUUAUCACCAUGGUAUUUAAUAACUCACUUUACACACUCACUCAUAUCUAUUAAAAACUGUAGAGCAAUUGGGGAGGGUGAUUUAAUAAAGUUAGGACCAAGUUGGCAAAAGCUAAAACGGUUGCAAUUUGAGGUGGAUGCUAAUUACCGCUAUAUGAAAGUUUAUGACUGAUUGGCUGUAGAUCUAUGGCAAAAGCAGUGGAUCCCAUGGGAAAAUAUGGAAGAGCUAAGCUUGGUAAAUUGCAUCAUCAGCCCUGGAAGAGAGCUGGCUUGUGUAUUAGGGAUGAGCCAAAACUUGGAGAUGAUUCACUAGGACAUGUGUGUUGGAGUAAGAGACUCUAACAUUGUAAGCUUAGAACAAAAAUCUAGUAAUCUCCGAUCUUUAUCCCUCCGAGCUCGUUCUGAUUUUUCAUUGCCUUUAUUGAUGAACAAUUCAUUAAGAUUAACUGAUGAGAGUCUAAGCCAUUGCUCAAAACUGUUUGAUGCUUGAAACGGUGAGGAUAUCUUUCUCUGAUGGAGAGUUUCCUUCAUUUUCAUCAUUUACUUUAAAUGGAAUUCUUAGUGUGAUUCGAAAUUGCCCAGUUCGGGAACUUGCUCUUGAUCAUGUCUAUUCCUUUAAUGAUGUUGGGAUGGAAGCUCUAUGCUCAGCUCAGCAUCUGGAAACCUCCGAGCUUGUGAGAUUCCAAGAAAUAAGUGAUAAGGGGCUGCAGCUUUUAAGUCAGUUUCCCCACCUCUGUGUUUUGCGACUGAGCAAAUGUUUGGGGAUUACAGAUGAUGGAUUCAAAACUCUUGUAGGUUCGUACAAAUUGGACUUAUUGGCUGUUGAGGAUUGUCCUCAAAUUUCUGAAAGAGCUAUACAUGGAGCUGCUAGAUCUAUAUCGUUUCGGCAAGACUUGUCGUGGAUGUAUUGAACUUUUUAUGGGCUUGAGUGGUAUAAUUAUCUGGUUUCUUUUAUUUGUGCAGUCUUCUGUAUCCCUAAUCAUUACAAUAAACAUUUCUAGAUGUUGUUGCAUUUGAUUAUUGUAUUACCUUUACA
Molecule: messenger RNA, 1180 nt
Organism: Theobroma cacao (cacao)
Lineage: Eukaryota; Viridiplantae; Streptophyta; Magnoliopsida; Malvales; Malvaceae
Source: RefSeq, a predicted model, not a curated record